Molecule: messenger RNA, 260 nt
Organism: Staurois parvus
Lineage: Eukaryota; Metazoa; Chordata; Amphibia; Anura; Ranidae
Source: the annotation of a GenBank genome assembly
GCGUCCCGAUGGCAGGUGGGGGGGUGCGGCCCGCAUCAGAUAACACCGACCACACAGGGUCACAACGAACCCACUCCACAAAAAGGUAAGUUGUAAAGCAAGCCGACGAUCCCCGCAGAAUGGAUUGGAUCUGCGGAUUGGGGAGCAUAAUGGAUUGGAGUCCCAUCCAUUAUGCUCAAUCCGCAAAUCUGAUCCAUUCUGCAGGGAUCGUCAGAGGGGGUGUCACCAAGUGUUACCGCACCAGGUGACACCAACCCUAG